Messenger RNA from Corylus avellana, 979 nucleotides. The record is from RefSeq and is a predicted model, not a curated record. NCBI's taxonomy places the organism in Eukaryota, Viridiplantae, Streptophyta, Magnoliopsida, Fagales, Betulaceae.
UUGUACUGAAUGCAUAAAAAUUCAUUUUAGAAUGUAUGUUUUCUACGUAUUAAGAUUUUGAUGCUUCUGUUAUUUGGAUUCUGAUCAGUUCUCUUGUCCAGAUCAUGAGAGAUCCAGAAUCAGGAAAUUCACGUGGUUUUGGAUUUAUUAGCUAUGAUUCUUUUGAGGCAUCCGAUGCUGCUAUUGAGGCAAUGAAUGGCCAAUAUCUUUGCAAUCGUCAAAUUACAGUGUCAUAUGCAUAUAAGAAGGAUACUAAAGGGGAGCGUCAUGGUACUCCAGCAGAGAGAGUUUUGGCUGCAAGCAAUCCAGGUGCACAAAAGAGCAGGCCUCACACUUUAUUCGCUAGUGGGCCUCCAACUCAUCCGAGUGUUCCUCAGGCCAAUGGAGCCAUGCCUCCACGCCCAUUUGCAAAUGGUGCUGUUGCUCCAGGCCCAAUACCUGCACUCCGCCCACCACCACCUCAAGCGACAGCCUACCCACCUAUUCCAAUGGCUGGACAACCAGCUUGGCAUGGUCAGCCACCGCAACCAGGUCAAACAAUCCCACCACCUGGCAUGCCUCCACAAAUGCAGCAGUUCAGGCCACCUCCCCCAAGCAUGCCACCGCCCCCUACACAGGCAGCUUCAGGUCCCCCAAGGCCCCUACCACCACCAAUGGGAAUGGGAGGCCAACCACCACCUAUGUGGCGUCAACCGCCACCCCCACCCCUUCAACAUGGCGGUAGGCCCCCUAUGCCACAGACAUCAAUGCCUCCACCACCCCCUCCAAUCCACAAUAACCCACCACCGCUCCCUCCAUCUUGAACUUGGAAUCUUGAGAAAUCAUUCUGAGAGUUUUUGUUACUCCAUAUGACGUCUUGGACGUUUCUUGUUCAAUCUUUUUGUUCUGAAUUAGGAAAUGCUGAUUGUAAUAUGUAUCUCACUGGUUGAGAAAACAAGCAUCUAAGUUUGACUGAAAGGAAUAUUUAGUUCUUGAAAUA